Telopea speciosissima is the source of this 3819-nucleotide messenger RNA. Its product is annotated as kinesin-like protein KIN-4A. The coding region runs from base 134 to 3250 and encodes 1038 amino acids. NCBI's taxonomy places the organism in Eukaryota, Viridiplantae, Streptophyta, Magnoliopsida, Proteales, Proteaceae. The transcript has 26 exons. Gene Ontology annotation, biological process: microtubule-based movement; mitotic spindle organization. The record is from RefSeq and is a predicted model, not a curated record. Gene Ontology annotation, molecular function: ATP binding; microtubule motor activity; microtubule binding.
CUUCCUUCAUAUUUCUAGAUUUCCAAACAAUGAGAGUGGUUUUCUGGUAGAAUUGAUCUUCGAGACUUCGACUAUUUCUCUCAAUUUCUCUGUUUUUUUUUCCUCUCUCUCUUUCUUCCUUACUCUGCUAGCUAUGGAAGGUACUGAGGAUUGCUGUGUAAAAGUUGCUGUUCAUAUACGUCCACUCAUCGGUGAUGAAAGGCUUCAAGGAUGUAAAGAUUGUAUCACCGUCGUUUCCGGAAAACCCCAGGUACAAAUUGGGACACAUCCCUUUACUUUCGAUCAUGUCUAUGGCAGCAGUGGUUCUCCAUCAUCAGCAAUGUUUGAAGAAUGUGUAGCUCCGCUUGUUGAUGGUUUGUUUCAAGGAUAUAAUGCCACUGUUCUUGCUUACGGUCAGACGGGUUCUGGAAAGACAUAUACCAUGGGUACUGGCUUUAGAGAUGGUUGCCAAACUGGACUAAUCCCUCAAGUUAUGAAUGCUCUAUUCAGCAAGAUUGAAAGUUUGAAGCAUCAGACCGAAUUCCAAUUGCAUGUUUCCUUCAUCGAGAUUCUAAAAGAAGAAGUGCGAGACUUGUUGGAUCCAACAUCUGCUGUGAAAUCAGAUUCGCCUAAUGGACAUGCUACAAAAGUAACAGUCCCAGGGAAACCACCAAUACAAAUUCGUGAAACAUCAAGCGGAGUUAUAACGCUUGCUGGAUCAACUGAAGUUGCUGUUUGGUCACUAAAGGAAAUGGCUGCUUGCUUGGAACAAGGAUCAUUAAGCAGGGCAACUGGGAGUACAAACAUGAACAACCAGUCCAGCCGUUCGCAUGCCAUCUUCACUAUCACAUUGGAGCAGAUACGUAAAGUAAGUCCAGUUUUCCCUGGAAAUAACUGUCAAAAUGAGGAUAUGAGUGAAGAAUUUCUAUGUGCAAAGCUCCAUUUGGUAGAUCUUGCUGGAUCAGAGCGUGCUAAGAGGACAGGUUCUGAUGGACUUCGUUUUAAGGAAGGAGUUCACAUUAAUAAGGGGCUUCUUGCGCUUGGUAAUGUAAUAAGUGCCCUUGGAGAUGAGAAAAAGAGGAAAGAAGGCGUGCAUGUUCCAUAUCGGGACAGUAAACUUACUCGGCUUUUGCAGGAUUCACUUGGUGGAAAUAGCAGAACUGUUAUGAUAGCUUGCAUCAGUCCUGCGGACAUUAAUGCUGAAGAAACUCUUAACACUCUCAAAUAUGCUAACCGUGCUCGCAAUAUUCAGAAUAAGCCCAUUGUUAACAGAGAUCCAGUUUCCAGUGAGAUGCAAAGGAUGAGACAACAACUGGAAUACUUACAGGCUGAGCUACAUUGUGCACGUGGGGGAGGAGCUUCAUCUGAUGAAGUCCAGGUUCUCAAAGAAAGGAUUGCUUGGCUUGAGGCUGCUAAUGAGGAUCUUUCUAGGGAGCUUCAUGAACACCGUAGUAGAUGUGGUACCACAGAGCAAUGUGAAGCAGAUUCUGAACAUGGAGCGACUUUUUCGUUGAAAGGUGAAGGGCUAAAGAGGGGUCUGCAGAAUAUGGAGUCCUACGAUUAUCAAAUGGGUGAAAUGAUAACAGUUCCUGCAGGUGACAAUUCCAAGGAAAUCGAUGAAGAAGUUGCAAAAGAGUGGGAGCAUACACUUCUGCAAAAUACCAUGGACAAGGAGUUGAAUGCGUUAAACAAACGUUUGGAGCAGAAAGAGUCAGAGAUGAAGUUGUUUGGUGGAGUCGACACUGCAGCACUAAAGCAACAUUUUGGGAAGAAAAUAAUGGAACUUGAGGAUGAGAAAAGAACUGUGCAGAAAGAAAGGGACCGUUUGUUGGCCGAAGUUGAAAGCCUUGCUGCUACUUCAGAUGGGCAAACACAAAAAAUGCAGGAUGUUCACACCCAAAAAUUGAAGACACUUGAGGCACAGAUUCUGGAUCUUAAGAAGAAGCAAGAAAAUCAGGUUCAGCUUCUAAAGCAAAAGCAACGAAGUGAUGAAGCAGCGAAGCGGUUGCAAGAUGAAAUACAGUUCAUUAAGGCACAGAAGGUUCAACUGCAGCAUAAGAUAAAGCAAGAGGCAGAACAAUUUCGACAGUGGAAGGCCUCUCGUGAGAAGGAACUGCUGCAGUUACGGAAGGAGGGAAGGAGAAAUGAGUAUGAGCGGCAUAAACUGCAAGCGUUAAAUCAGCGCCAAAAAAUGGUUCUCCAGAGGAAGACAGAAGAGGCUGCAAUGGUCACCAAAAGGCUAAAAGAGUUGCUUGAAGCACGGAAGUCUUCAUCACGUGACAAUUCAGUUACCUCGAAUGGAAGUGUGCCAAGUGGCCAGAGCAAUGAAAAAUCCCUACAACGUUGGCUUGAUCAUGAGCUAGAAGUCAUGGUGAAUGUGCAUGAAGUCCGUUUUGAAUAUGAGAAGCAAAGCCAAGUACGAGCUGCCCUGGCAGAAGAGCUUGCUGUAUUGAAGCAAGUGGAUGAGUAUGCUGCAAGGGGGCUUAGUCCCCCAGGAGGAAAGAAUGGAUAUUCUAGAGUUUCCUCCAUGUCACCAAAUGGAAGAAUGACAAGAAUUGCAUCCCUUGAAAACAUGCUGAGCAUUUCAUCAAACACACUUGUGGCAAUGGCAUCACAGCUUUCAGAGGCAGAAGAGCGGGAUCGUGCCUUUACUGGCCGUGGACGUUGGAAUCAUUUGCGCUCAAUGGCAGAUGCAAAGAGCUUGCUUCAGUACAUGUUCAAUGCAGCAGCAGAUGCAAGGUGCCGAUUAUGGGAGAAGGAAAUUGAAAUCAAGGAGAUGAAAGAGCAGUUAAAUGAACUUGUAGGUCUAUUACGACAGAGUGAAGCACAGAGAAAAGAAAUUGAGAAGCAGCAAAAACUGAGGGAGCAAGCUGUUGCCAUUGCCUUGGCUACGUCAGCUUCGGGGAACUCACAUGGUUCACUGAAACACUUCACUGAUGACAUGAGUGGGCCUUUGUCUCCAAUGUCAGUACCUGCACAGAAGCAACUCAAAUAUACAGCAGGCAUUGCUAAUGGCUCAGUUAGAGAUUCAGCAGCUUUCGUGGACCAGUCACGAAAGAUGAUACCAAUUGGACAACUAUCAAUGAAGAAGCUGGCAGUUGUUGGGCAAGCUGGAAAGCUCUGGAGGUGGAAGAGGAGUCAUCAUCAGUGGCUGUUGCAGUUCAAGUGGAAGUGGCAGAAGCCAUGGAGGCUCUCAGAAUGGAUCAAACAUAGUGAUGAGACAAUUGUGAGGGCAAGACCUCGUCAGCAGGUUUUUUCGAAGAUGAUGUGAAAUCUUAUAUUGCCAACUUUUCUUUCCCACACAACUUAGCUUUGACCACUACACGACCCCUAUGGCAUGGAAUGCAGAAAUAGACUGAAGGAAUGCUGUAAAAUGGUGAUGGCACUUGGGAGAACCACAUUUUUGCAGUCUUUUGUCCUAGAAUAGCAAAUCUGGAGUUGGGACAGUUUGCUUAAGUAUUCAUAGAUUCAAGUCAUGUUCACUCUACCAUGGGCAUCUUGUAAAGUGUAGAUGUUUCGAGUGGGUUAACCAAAGUAAUCAAUGCAGAAGACCAGAAGGGUUGGAUAGCCAAGCAGGGACGGUAUUGACACUAAAGAGAAUAUCUGGCACAAGAGGUGUAGAGUGUUAGUGUUGGUUGUUGGGUUUUUUCCGUUGUAACAUUAACAGUGAAAAGAGAGGAAAUUCUUCUAAUGUGUUGUAGCCUUGUAUAUUAUAGGUUCUUAUUGAUUUGUUCAUUUUCAUUAUUAUUUUGUAGUCUGCAAUACAUGUCUGUUUUUAUUGUGUAUAAGAAAAAUAUUAAUUUUGUUGCAAGAAAUUGAGAUCUGUAGCGUUUUCAUUUA